Molecule: messenger RNA, 1464 nt
Organism: Gymnodraco acuticeps
Lineage: Eukaryota; Metazoa; Chordata; Actinopteri; Perciformes; Bathydraconidae
Gene: kctd7
Product: potassium channel tetramerization domain containing 7
Exons: 5
Coding region: 273-1352 (359 amino acids)
Biological process (GO): protein homooligomerization
Molecular function (GO): protein binding
Source: RefSeq, a predicted model, not a curated record
GGAGACUUCUUUGUGGGCCCUGUUUGCUUUGGACUGCUCACCUAAAACACUUUGGUUUAAAUAUGUGCAGUUUCUUUUAAUGUUUAAUUAUUGAAAGACGGAGUGCCCCUACUUCCGGUUCGGCUCUGAAGGCGGGGGUGUGUUUCUUCCGGCAGCUGCUCGCUCCCCACCCUGUGUUGUUGUUGUUUUUAAUAGCAGUCGCUCACCGUGGCUCGUGCAGCUAUCGUCCCGUGAUUUCGGUGCCGCCGCCCAACGGUUGGCUCGCCGCGCGCAUGCAGCAGAAUGGCUCGAGCGGUCCCAACGGUUCUAACGGGUCUAACGGUUCUUCUGAGGGGAGCGGCGGUGGCAGGGAGCGGCAGGAGCGGCAGCAGGCUCCGUCCUUCAGCCCGCUGCCCGCCGCCACUACUCGGGUGAGGCGCUUCAUCCAGGAGAGACGGGCGCUGCCUCUACCCAGGGUGAUGGUGGUUUUCUCGGCCGCGGAGGACACCGAGAAACCGGGUGAUGCCAUGUCCGGCAGCUCUGGCUCCACUACGGCUGCCGAGGACGAGUUCAGAAAACCGGCCUCCCCGACGCCGAGCUUCGCCCUCAGCAAGACUCUCCGCUCCGCGUUCAACACACCGGAGCAGGAGUUCCCAGAGGUCAUCUCUCUGAACGUCGGGGGCACGUACUUCACGACCCGCCUGUCCACGCUGCGGCGGCACGAGGACACCAUGUUGGCCGCCAUGUUCAGCGGGCGCCACUACAUCCCUCGAGAUGCUGAGGGACGAUACUUCAUAGAUCGGGACGGAACAUACUUUGGGGACAUCUUGAACUUCCUGCGGGAGGGGGAGCUGCCCCACAGAGAGAGGGUGCGGGCGGUGCACAGGGAGGCGCAGUACUACGCCCUCGGCCCGCUGCUCGACAGCCUGGAGGAGACGCAGCCGCUCACAGGGGAGAGGGUUCGCCAAGCCUUCCUGGACCUGAUGCCCUACUACAGAGACAAUCUGGAGCGCAUAGUGGAGAUCGCCAAACUGAGGGCCAUGCAGAAGAAAGCUCGUUUUGCCAAGUUGAAGAUCUGCGUGUACAAAGAGGAGAUGCCCAUCACGCCGUACGAGCGUCCGCUGUUUAACUCUCUGCGUUUCGAGCGCUCGGACAGCGAGGCCAAGCUGUUCGAGCAUCACUGCGAGGUGGACGUUUCCUUCGGGCCCUGGGAGGCGGUGGCGGACGUUUACGACCUGCUGCACUGCAUCGUGAGCGACCUGUCGGAGCGCGGCAUCACGGCGGAGCAGCAGUGCAUCGGCGUCUGUGACAAACACCUGAUCAACCACUACUACUGCAAGAGGCCCAUCUACGAGUUCAAGAUCACGUGGUGAAGCUUCUGGAACAUUUUACACAAAGUUAAUGAUCUGUUUCACCGUGAAACCGAUUGAUUAACGGCGUCCAUCUUUGAAUGUCGGUCAGAAAUAAAGAAGCGGUUUGGAGAAG